AUGACAUCAAUUCAUGACGGCGGCGGCGCGGGGCCGACAAGGUGCAUCUACGUCCUCUCCGACGUGGACGGCUACAGGUACAAGUUAGUCGUGCAAGGUGAAGUGCUAACACUCACGGCGAAGCGAAUCAAAAGAUAUCUGCAGAAGGCCACCGGGAUACCGCCGCAGCAACAGCUUCUCUCGUUCAACGGUGCCGCCUUGCGAGAUGACGUUAGUGGCGAGGAUGCCGGUCUCUUCGAUGGAGCAAUUCUGCGUCUCCAGCAGGUAGCAUCUGACUCCCAUCGACUCCACAACGGCAGCGGCGGUGCACAGGUGUACGAAGACUCGCCGAAUUCAGACAAUGCGCCGGCGGACGGAUCGCGGCAAACCCCAACGCGACGCGCUGACCACCACGCCGAUGAACCAACGUGGCGUCCCACCUCUCCGCUGCGCCGUGAUUCACUCCUUUUAGGCACUGUGCGGCAGUCCGGCGCCCCUGUCGCGACAACAGCAGCAGCUUCCUCCGCUGCUCUGACUGCCACGCACUCCCCACCAAUACAGCCGAGAUGCGCAGAGAACGCCCGGGAUGGCACUGCACAGUUUCGAGCGCGGUCCUUCACGCAGCAGUCAUCGUUCCCUGCCUCCUCUCCUCAACUAGCUUCUGCCGUCCUACCAACCGGGUAUGCAAACAAUGUGCACCCAUGCGUCGAACACCGUCAUCAGCACCGGCUCCACCAUGACCCAUGGACCCCCACCGAGGACCUUGAAACAGAAAAGGACAUGGGACCCACGGCUUACGGUGGUGCCCAGGCGUACUGUCACAACAUGGAAGCGAAGGUCGCCGCCCUAUCCAUUGAAAACGUCCGCCUGCGAGAACAGCUGCAGCUGGUCGCGCGCCAGGCCGCCGACGCCCACGCAGACUGGAAGCAAGAAGAAGAAGUCGCUCGUCUCAAAACGGCGCUGACGGCUUCGAAAAGAGGCAUUGUUGAAGCGGAGCAGGCCGCUGCACAGCGCUGGCGCGUGAAGGAAGAAGAGCUCGUCAGAGAGCUCGACCUCUUGCGAGGGGAACGGCGCCAACUGCAAGAGGACUCGUCAGGGCAGGAAGCAAAGCUGCAGGAACUCUUGCAUUCCAUGGAAGGCGAGAUACGCAGCCUCAAGUACGAAUUACACGAGAAGGACGAAGCGUUACUCUCCACUCGACUGGCUUUGGCUGACUUACAAGGGCAGCUGAGCCAACGAAAGAGGGAGGUUCUCCCUGAGAAUGGGAGACUGCUGCACAACCAACAGGAAGAGGAAUCGGGGUUGCCUUCGCACACGACGCUCUGCCCUCUCUUGGACAGCAUCGACGUGCUAACAGAGGAAGCGCUCAGUCAUCUCUCGUACUUUCUUUCGACGCCCGCGCCGCUGCAGCUGGAUCCGGCGAAUGACACCUGCACCUUGCCCGUCUCUGACACACUGAACAUGCUGGUGACGCUGGAUCGCGAAGCGGAGCAUCUGUACCUGUACGUGGCGCUGCUAAACGGACUGCCCACCUCUCCUGUGCAGCGAAUGCGGGUCUACGAGAUGCUCUUGCAAGGGGCGUUGCUUGGAAAGGACAUGGCUGGGGGAGGCGUCGGCCUGAGCAUGGAGUCGAAUCUGGUUUUGAUGAGCACCUCUGCCGACUUGCGCCACAACGGCGCGCUUGCAUUGGCUGCCGCAGCGCCAUCGUUUGUAGAGUCUGCCAAGGUGUGGGCAGAACGGCUCGACGCCUUUUUUGCGUGA
Leptomonas pyrrhocoris is the source of this 1740-nucleotide messenger RNA. RefSeq lists its product as hypothetical. Gene Ontology annotation, molecular function: protein binding. The record is from RefSeq and is a predicted model, not a curated record. Gene Ontology annotation, biological process: protein secretion by the type III secretion system. The transcript has a single exon. Bases 1 to 1740 code for a protein of 579 amino acids. NCBI's taxonomy places the organism in Eukaryota, Euglenozoa, Kinetoplastea, Trypanosomatida, Trypanosomatidae.